GCGUUUUAUAGAUUGUAUCAGUGCGUUGCAACUGAUAAGAUUUCACAAAAUAGUUUUUUAAUGCGCGCGCAUACGCCUGCGUCAAAAAAUAUAGAUAAAAAGAAUCUCCUAAAAUGUUUGAUUGGAGAGUCACUCUUUGGCAAAAGAGAUCUCAUCAAACUCCAAAAGCUGCUUGGUCAAUUUCCAAUCCGUGUUUUUGUACAUUUCCAGCCCUUCUGGCUCACUUCUCCACUUCCAUCUUUCUGCAGUUGCAGCAUCCAGAUGGCCCUCUAACAUCUCCAAUAUAUAGACCCCGAUAUUCGGAAGAAACUUAAAUCCGUGGCCAGAGUCUCCAGACGCAAGAUAUACGUUGGAGUGGCCAGGGACCUUGUCUAUGAUGAAGUCUGAGUUUGAACUAUCUGCAAUCCAGCAAGUUCUGCUCCCCAUAAAAGGUUUGGUAGCCAGUUCGGGAAAGUACUUGGUCAGCAGCUCGCGGGCAUGGGAAAGGCAAGACUCCGGAAUUGUAUCCUUUGGCAUGUCGCAUUUGUAGCGCGGCAACGGCAAUGUGCCUGUGGCGUGAGGAUUUGCCACCGUGUUAACUGCUGCCGUGCCAGAUAUGCAGAUCUUCAUUAGCCCGGUUUCCUUAUCAGGCGGGAAAAAAUACCCAAGACCCGCGUCGAAAAUCACCGGGAUAUCCUGCACUUUUGCAGCCUCGUCAGGAGUCAGCUGAAUAUGAGUGACAAAGAGCCCAGUGGCCGAUUGCACGCCAGCAACGUUGAUAACAAAUCCAGAGCUCGCACCACACGCAACAAGAAUUUUGUCUGCAGUGUAGCUGGCUCCAGAUUUGACAGUUACAGUGGGCUUGCCAUCGGUCUCCUCUAUUCCGACGGCCUCUCCGGCCUCACCAAAAACAAAGUGCACUCCGCACCGAACAGCUUUUCUCCAAGCUGCUUUUAGAGCGUUAGAAGAAUGUGCGUAUCCGGCCCUGCCGUUGUAAACAUAAGCAUUCUCGGAUGAGAACUCGCAGUCUCUCAGAGAGGGCAGGUCCCGUUUCAGAGAUUCGGCGUUGUCGUACCGGGUAAUCUUAUCAGCCUUGCCCAGCUCACUAAGAACACCGAUACUGAUAUCGUCAAAUCUUCGUCUGUUGGUGUUGGAUUUUGGGCACACAGACAAUCUGCCGCACUCAAAGUAAGUCUCUGAAUACUCUGGAUCGGAUUUCCAGGCUUCAAUUGCAUCAAGACUCAUCCUGGCGUAGAAGUCGGAGUCGUACUCGCUCCGAAUAAUCUUGUUGAUAUCGCAUGCGGCAGAGUACGGAGAUGGUACGGUGUGUUUAUCAAUCACAGUAGCUAAAUAUCCCUUAUUUUGCGCUUGAAUGGCCGUCGAAAGCCCAAAAACGCCAGCCCCGAUAAUCAACAGCGACAUGAUCGGAUACGAAGAAUUGGUAGCUUGAGCUUUCUUUUUUGUAGCCAAGUUGGGUGGCACACGACGCGGGCGGCAAAGACGGCCAGAGGUACCAAAGUUUUUCCCCAGAUUUAUUCAAGUACCGAAAAAAGUAGCAGACAUGAACAUUAUCGGAAAUUACGACAAGCUGCCCACCGAGGCUCCUCAAUUGCCUUCCAACGUUUUCAGCCUGUUCUCUCUGAAAGGCAAGGUGGCCAGCAUUACGGGUGGCUCGACGGGAAUUGGGUUAGCUGUGGCAGAAGCGUAUGCUCAGGCGGGCGCAGACGUGGCCAUCUGGUACAACAGCACAAACGCUGACCACGAGGCUGACAGGCUGUCCAAGACGUACGGUAUCCGUUGCAAGGCCUACAAGUGCGCAGUCGGCGACUUUGACCUGGUCAGGGCCACGAUCGAUGCUAUUGAGUCUGACUUUGGCACGAUUCACAUUUUCGUUGCAAAUGCGGGGAUUGGCUCCCAAUCGGUGCCUGUGAUCGAUGCGUCGCUGGAAAAAUACCGGGCAAUCAUGAACACGAAUUUGGACGGCGUGUACUACUGCGCCAAGUGCGUGGGCCCAAUUUUCAAGAAGCACGGCAAGGGUUCCUUUAUCAUCACCACGUCCCAGGCGGCCCAUAUUGUCACGGCGCACGUGUGGCAAGCAGCUUACAACGCAAGCAAGGCAGCGUGCAUCCAGAUUGCCAAAAGUCUGGCAAUGGAAUGGGUCGGUUUCGCCCGUGUCAAUACGAUCUCUCCAGGGUACAUUGUCACCCCGAUCUCCAAGGAUGUGCCUGACGAGGAGAAAGUCAAGUGGUGCACGCUGAUCCCAAUGGGCAGAGAGGGGCUUCCUCAAGAGCUUGUGGGUGCAUACUUGUACUUUGCUUCGGACGCCUCAACCUUCACCACCGGCGCUGAUCUCAUCGUUGACGGUGGUUAUUGCUGCCCAUAAAUGUGCGGAAAUGGCUAAACUUUUUUUUUCAUGUUGAAAAAAUAUGGAUAUGAAGAAAAACAGCAAAAACGUGUAAUCCGGAGUAAAAGACCAAGUCCUGUAUCACCUAAACUGCCCGACCUGAACCCUUCACUUCGCCCGGGCCUAGCAGUGGUGUUCAUCGGCUACAACCCCUCGAUCCGCUCCUCGUCCUUGCAGCAUCAUUACGCACACCCCACUAACCUGUUUUGGAAAUUAUUUAACGAGUCGGGAAUAUUGAGCAUCGUGACUAAUGGGGCACACUCUCACCCCUGCGCCGCCAAGGACGACUGGGAUCUGCUCCAAUACGGCAUCGGGUUCACGGAUCUGGUGCUCCGCCCCACGCAGAACGCGGGGCAACUGACUAAAACGGAAAUGGCCCACAACGUACCGAGACUGUGUGCCGAACUCAGGAGCAACCAGCCCGCCGUGGCCUGUUUCGUGGGGAAGGGAAUUUGGGAGCAGGUGUGCAAGACGCUGGGCUACAAAGACGCCUUGAAGAGCUUUAGCUGGGGACGGCAGCCCCUCGAUCUCGAGGGCUGCACUAUCUUUGUGAUACCUAGCACCUCCGGCCUCGUCACCAUCAGCUACAAAGAAAAGCUCACGCGGUGGCUCGAGUUGGGUGCUUAUGUCAGCAACCUCGGGGUUGAUAAGACCGCAAAAACUUUUGGUGUCUGGGGUAAAACUCGCGGAGCGCAGAGUACCUGUGAAGAGUAUAAAAAGAAGCCGUUGUUUCUGGAUGCAGGAGACGCUGGGAUGGUUCGGCACGUGAGCGGCAAGGACAUCGAUCAUUUGGUUGACGUUUUGGUUCGUCUUCACGAUCAGAAAAGCUCAGGACAGCGUGUUAUUGUUGCCGUGUGCGGUGCGCCGGGCAGUGGCAAGUCCUUGAUCACAAAUAAGGUGGUUAACCGUCUGAAUGAGCGCUUUGGCAAGCAGAUUGGCGUUGUGGUCCCCCAGGACGGGUUCCACUACUACAUGAAAGAAUUGUUGCAGAUGGACGAUCCGGACACCAUGGUUGCUCGACGGGGUGCAGAUUUUACGUUCAAUGCUGAAGGGCUGGUUGAUUUAGUGAGGCGGAUUAGAGAGCGUCCCGAGGAGGAAAUAUAUGCGCCGAGCUUUGACCACAAAAUCAAGGAUCCAGUGGAAGAGUCGAUUGUGAUUCGUUCGGAAAACGAGAUCGUUAUUAUCGAAGGCAAUUACGUUUGUCUAGACAAGGAACCGUGGAGCAAGAUCCGGCAACUUGUGGACGCGAGCUGGAUGGUCGUUGCGCGGCCCGAGCUGAUUCGGGAGAGAAUUGUGCGGCGGCAUUUGGAGGCCGGGAUCAGCAAGACUAGAGAGGAGGCAGAGAAGCGGGCCGACGAAAACGAUAUGGUUAACGGGAAGUAUGUGAUAGAACACUCACGUGGGAUCGAUUUGGCGAUCGAUAAUGAAUAGCAUAUAAAUAGAAAAUAUAUAAUGCGCACAAGCGAAAACUACAGACGCGACGACGCAAAGUCAAGACUUGUGGUAGCAGAAAGAAUAACCUGGCUUUGCACACAGAACGAAAUUCUCGAUCGAUUGAGUCAUCGGUGUUCUCUUUGAGGCUAGUCCACCGCAGAGCUCGUGUACAAUUGCAAAAGCAAACGUCCAGUCAAUAGAAAAUUCCUCUCUUUAAAAUCGAUAACACCGUUACAGCAUAUGGAUAUCCGCGAACAGGACCGGUGGCUGCCCAUAGCCAACGUUGGCCGCGUGAUGCGACAGGCUCUUCCACCUCACGGAAAGCUCUCGAAAGAAGCAAAACAGUGCAUGCAGGAGUGUGUGUCUGAAUUUAUCUCCUUCAUCACCUCCCAGGCAGCUGAAAAAUGUUCGUUGGAGAAGAGGAAAACGCUCAAUGGUGAGGACAUACUGUUUUCAAUGUACUCUCUUGGGUUUGAGAACUACGCGGAAACACUGAAAAUAUAUCUUGCCAAGUACCGCCAGUACGAGCUUUUGGAGAGCGAAGCCCGAAGAGAGAAGUACCGACAGCGAAAAGGGCCAGCAGUAGAGGCUGAUGACGACAACGGAAGCGACGCCGAAGGUGAUGAGGAGCGCGGCGGCGACGCCGAAGGCGACUUCCUCAACUAUGAGAACGAGCUUGGCUUCGAAGGGUGGUAGCUAUGCGGCUUUAGCCCUAAAAUAAUUAAUCUUCAUCGAUCCCGUAUAAAUUCAUGAGACUGUUGAUAUUUGCUCUCCUUGCAUGGCUGUGUCACUGUACAGAGCUGGUCAACUUGGUGCUGGAGCUUGAGGACAAUCAGGAUCAGCGCCAGUUUAUCGAAAGAUACCGUCCGUUGCUUUCUGAAUCGUACAAAUGCUUUGAUCUGGGGAAAAUAAAGCUGUGCCACGGCGCUUUCAAUCUCAACUUCGUCAAGUCCGCGUACUUCGACAAGGCCGUCAAGCGGAUCAGUCUGGACCGCACCGUGCAGGUCUCCGAUGUGGAAGAGUUUGCGCCCAAACACCUGGUGCGCAUAUCUCAACUGGGAACUGUCAACCGCCGCCAGCUGAUGGACUACACUUACGAGCCCGGCGCAGGGUCCAACGUGAGCGCAUACAUCGUCGACACGGGCAUCAAGACCGACCAUCCAGACUUCAACGCCAGAGCGAGGCUGGGGGCCAGUUUGGUCCAGGACAACUUGUACGGCGACCCCAACGGCCACGGCACGGCGGUUGCGGGCAUCAUUGGCUCCGAAACGUUCGGUGUUAGCAAACAGUGUGUUCUGGUGGACUACCGUGUUUUCAACGAGAGCGGCACGGCCCAGCUGUCGACAGUACUGGAAGCACUGAAGCUGAUUCACGACCACGAGACGCCUGGCGUCGUGCUGCUGGCGAUGAUCUCCGAGCGCAACGAGAUCUUCCACUCUGCGCUUUCGCAACUGGCAAACCGCGGUUUUGCGAUAGUCUCUGCCGCGGGAAACUUCAACAGCAGCGCGUGUCUCUAUUCCCCGGCGGCAUUCGAGUCAGGGCUCACCGUUGGGUCGAUAGAGACGCACGGCGACAACUUGGGUUUUUUCACAAACUGGGGAGACUGCGUCGACGUGUUCGGCGACGGCAUCAACGUGGCCACGCUGUCGCCGAUGGCCGAGAGGGUGACCCAAAAAUCGGGCACUUCGAUGUCGGCCGCCAUAGCAGCAGGCCUGGUGGCCACGUAUAUGUCAAUGAACGAUACCAGCGUCGAGGCUCUUGCGAAAGUGUGCAACCUGGCAGAAUCAGGCAGCAUCCCAGCACACAAUUUUAUGUAUCGGCCAGGAACGCCGAACCGGAUCCUCAACAAUUAUGGUGGAAAACUGGGCCAGAUCCUCAAUAGCUAGAAUUCCAUCUCAGUAUCAAUGGCACGGCGGCGGCAGAUCGGACAGCUGUUGUCUGUAAGUAGCCACUGGUCAACACAGUCUUUGUGGAACUCAUGCGCGCACUGUAAACGGCGGCCCUGCUCGCCCACUUCGUAGUCGACCAGACAUAUCGGACACCUGUCGAGCGGAGUUUGGAUGUGGAAGAUGGACUCUGUGUGACCGUCCAGAACGGACUGCGAGAGCUUGUUUCCGCGGAAUAUCCGAUAAAGCGAGUCUCUGAAGGUGCUGAUCCUCGUGUCAGAAUUGUCGUCGUGCUGGGCCAGUGUCAUGUUGCUGGUGCUGGCCACAUAGCUGGCCAGAAGUCCUAUAAAGAUGGCCAUGGAGCUUAGAACCGGGUCUGAGGCCGAGUAAUGGUGUGCCAUCACAAUGAUCACCCAUGAUCGAUAGUGCUCCGAUUGCGCCUGAGGAACAUUGAGGCCUACCACUCCGACUAUCAGAACAGGCACCAGACGCUCAAAUUCGUGCAAAGACGAGUUGUAGCCCAGAUGGGAGCUGUUGUCAAAUCUGAACGCUCUGAAGAAACUCAAUGUGCGGCCGAGCUCCAUCUGGUUUCCCAGAGCAUGCUGCAAAAGAUCCUCGGUGGUGAGUCUAUGGACGAAGCUGGCGAAGUCGGUGUCCAUGCUUCCGUCCAGAUUGUCCUCCGGAUAUAUCCUUUCGCCCACGUAGUCAACGUUGACGUUUAUAAGGCGUCUCAGGGUGUUCAUGGUGACUGUUUCGAGCAAACUUGACAAUGAUCUAAAUUGAGACGUGAGUAACUCGUUUUGUUCGGGCUCGUCAGAAGACUCUGCCACAGACCCGCUAGACGCGUUGAUGUUGGACGAAACGCUGCGCAGCGCAUCCACAGACGACUGGGCCGGCGACAAAAGACUUCUACUCACCAUUCGGGUCGGCUCCGAUAGUGUUUCAGGGGCCCGCCUUCGUCUCAGCAACCCUGUGAAUUUGCGCCAUUUGCGUGGGGACGAGGCAGCUGUGGAAUGCAAAAAACCAGACUUUUGGGACGCACUGGACCGUGUGGUUUGCGCGUCCGAGUCGCGGCACGGAGAGCUAUAACUGCGCGAAAUUUGUUGUCCCAUCUUAACCACUUAUCUGAUUCUGG
Ogataea polymorpha is the source of this 6838-nucleotide messenger RNA. RefSeq lists its product as uncharacterized. Gene Ontology annotation, molecular function: mismatch base pair DNA N-glycosylase activity; ATP binding; kinase activity. The coding region runs from base 2393 to 3814 and encodes 473 amino acids. The record is from RefSeq and is a predicted model, not a curated record. Gene Ontology annotation, biological process: base-excision repair, AP site formation. Lineage: Eukaryota; Fungi; Ascomycota; Pichiomycetes; Pichiales; Pichiaceae. The transcript has a single exon.